Messenger RNA from Bubalus bubalis (water buffalo), 4315 nucleotides. RefSeq names its product zinc finger protein 674 (gene ZNF674). The coding region runs from base 1064 to 2839 and encodes 591 amino acids. The transcript has 6 exons. NCBI's taxonomy places the organism in Eukaryota, Metazoa, Chordata, Mammalia, Artiodactyla, Bovidae. The record is from RefSeq and is a predicted model, not a curated record. Gene Ontology annotation, biological process: negative regulation of transcription by RNA polymerase II. Gene Ontology annotation, molecular function: RNA polymerase II transcription regulatory region sequence-specific DNA binding; DNA-binding transcription repressor activity, RNA polymerase II-specific. Gene Ontology annotation, cellular component: nucleus.
GCUGGAUGGGGAGGUCGGAGGGGCCGUGGGCCGUGGGUAAUGAGCUCGCGCCCCGGGGGUGUUGAGUGUCAGGGCCGUGGGGCGGGGAGGGGACUACGGAGUUUACGAGCGAAUGGUUCAUUAAUUGAUUCCUUUAGCAACUGUUUACUUGGUGGUGGUUUAGUCGCUAAGUCCUGUCCGACUCUUGUGACCCCAUGGACUGUAGCUCGCCUCUGUCUAUGGGAGUUUUCAGGCAAGAAUACUGGAGUGGAUUGCCAUUUCCUUAUCCAGGGGAAUCUUCCCAACCCAGGAGUCGAAUCCGGGUCUUUUGCAUUGCAGGCAGAUUAUUUACCGACUGAGCUAUGAGGGAAGCCCAACUGUUUACUUAGUGCGUAGUGAAUACCAGACAGCAUUGUUGCACGUUAGUCAUCACAAUAGCCCCAUGAGUAGGCACGAUGAUUCUCUUCAUUUUACAGAGAGAAAGCAAGAACAGAAAGGCUCGGGCACGUGACCAAAGUCACACAGUAAACUACGGGGAUCCUUGUUAUUUUUUUCAGCAUACUAUUUAUGUGUUUCUAACUAACAUACCUUGAAUUUAUCACCUUUAUUGCUUACUGUCUCUCCCCUGCUAAGAAUAUGGCUCCUCAAGAUGGGGGAACUCUGUUCAUCUAGAACAGGCAUAGUAGGCACUCACCUCUGUUAUUAACCAAAGAAAAGCAGCAGAGCAGGUGGUCAGCUUCAUUCCAGAGCCCAGACUCUUAGGAAGUAAGGCAGUCCCUAGCUCUUUAUCUAAUGGUGGUGGUAACUGAGCUUACUAAUGUCAAUUUUUAAAACUAGAGGGAGGCACUGUGCCUUCUAGUGUCAAGGGAAACAUUUGGAUUUUCCUCAACUUUGCUCCAUCAUAGACGUUGCUAACUGCAUCUCCUGUGUGGUCAUUCCCUUUCCAGGGUCAGGGUUCAUAACAGCCAACAGCUCACCAGCUUCAGAUGCCAGCUGAUCUACCAUGGGCUUCCUUAGUUAGUCUACAGAAGACCCAGUCUGAGACCUCAAAAGGAGAUCUCCAUCCUUGGUCUGAGCAGGACUGAUGGUCAUGUCCCAGGUAUUUAUGGAGAGUACACCUGGAAGAAUUUUUGAACCAAAGGAAACAUUGACCUUCAGGGACGUGUUUGUGGACUUCACCAAGGAGGAGUGGCAGCAGCUGGACGCUGCUCAGAAGAACCUCCACAGGGAUGUCAUGCUGGAGAACUACAGCCACCUGGUCUCCGUUGGAUACCUUGUGGCCCAGCCACAUGGGAUCUUCAGGUUGGGACAAGGAGAAGAGGAAGCCAGGAUAGCAGCUGGAGAAAGCGUGAUGUGGAGCUGUCCAGAAUUCUGGAAAGUUAAUGACCAGACAGAUAACCACAAGGAAAGCCAAGACAAACUUCUAUGGCAAGCUGCAUCCAUAAAUAAGGAAACACUGAAGAAUAAAAGUGGCCAAGAAUUCAGAACAUAUGGAGAAAUCAUUUAUCCAAGCACAGGCUUUGUUUCUAUAGGACAAAGACUCACUAAAUAUUAUUCAUGGGGAAAGUGUUCAAAACAUAAUUUUAAUUUUCUUAGUCAAAGUAGAAGCUGUGUAAGAAAGAAAGGUGAUGAAUGUAAGGCAUAUUGGAAAUUAUGCUUCCAUUCUAAUCUUGAUAAAGCUCAAUCUGGAGAGAAAUUCUUUGAGCCUAAUGAACAUGGAAAAGCCCUCCACUGUAAGCAAGCUCUUAAUAAAAGUCCAAGAAUUCAAAAUGGGGAGAAACUCUAUCAAUGUUCUGAAUGUGGAAAAGUGUUUAUCCAGAAAGCAAACCUUGUUGUACAUCAGAGAACUCACACUGGAGAGAAACCUUAUGAAUGCUGUGACUGUGCAAAAACUUUCAGCCAGAAGUCAACCCUAAUUGCACACCAGAGAACUCAUACAGGGGAAAAGCCAUAUGAAUGCAGUGAAUGUGGGAAAACAUUUAUCCAGAAGUCAACUCUGACGAAACAUCAGCGAACUCAUACAGGAGAGAAACCAUUUGUAUGUGGUGAAUGUGCAAAAACUUUUAAGAGUUCAUAUCACCUUAUUAGACAUGAAAAAACACACAUUAGACAAGCAUUUUAUGAAGCUAUCAAAUGUGAUAAGUCCAGCCUUAUAUAUCAAAGGACUCAUAUGGGUGAGAAACCUGAGUGCAAUAAACAUGGGAAAGGCUUUGAUGAGACACCCACACCCAUUAAACAUCAGCUAACUCAUACAAAAGAGACACUUUAUGAGUGUAGUAAAUGUGGAAAAGGCUUCAGGGGAAAGUCACAUCUUUCUGUUCAUCAGAGAGUUCAUACACGAGAAAAAUCCUAUGAAUGUAGCAUAUGUGGGAAGACUUUCAGUGGAAAAUCACAUCUCUCUGUCCAUCAUAGAACUCACACAGGAGAGAAACCUUAUGAAUGCAGAAGGUGUGGGAAAGCAUUUGGUGAGAAGUCAACCCUUAUUGUACAUCAGAGAACUCAUACAGGAGAAAAACCCUAUAAAUGCAAUGAAUGUGGGAAAGCUUUCAGUGAAAAGUCACCACUGAUUAAACAUCAGAGAAUUCAUACAGGAGAGAGACCCUAUGAGUGCAGUGAAUGUAGGAAAGCAUUCAGUAGGAAGUCAACUCUCAUUAAACAUCAGAGAAUUCAUACAGGAGAAAAACCUUAUGAAUGCAGUGAAUGUGGGAAAGCUUUCAGUGUGAAAUCAACUCUCAUUGUACAUCACAGAACGCAUACAGGAGAGAAACCUUAUGAAUGCAGAGAAUGUGAUAAAGCCUUCAGUGGGAAGUCAACUCUCAUUAAACAUCAGAAAAGUCACACAGGAGAUAAAACCUAUUAAUAUACUUACUAAUAACCUAUAAUAUGAUAUAAUAACAUAUUAUAACCUAUUAAUAUAUUAAUAUAGAGAUAAUUUCACUAGUUAUACCUCAUUAUAUAUCAGUUCAUCCUGGAGAGUAACCUUAUAAAUAUCAAGAAUGUAAAAAACUUCAUAUACUAUUUAAUGUUCAUUUAACUUAAGAAAGCACAAAAGCACAAUUCCAGAAGCAUCUGAUAAAUGUGACCAAUUUUUCAUCCAGAAUUCUUACACGAGUGGAGAAUUAUAUAUCAGAGAAUUCAGAAGUGACAAAACUGUCAAUAUAUUGAUAUAGAAAAAAUUUACAAAGAAUUUAAAUGUCAUUGACUAUCAGAGUAUGCUGAAAAGAAACUAAGAAUUUAAAGUCUAGAAAACUGUUAGAAGUUAUGAGAGAAAUAUGUUCCAUAUUCUAUACCACACAUUUUGUGGGAAAGGUCUAGAGGUUCCAAACAAGCACUCAGUAAUUAAGACAUGUUCACUGUGGAGUAAGUAUGACAUUUUUGAAAGAAAAAUAUAAAGUAUAAAAUUACUAAUCCUAGCUAUGGCAAACUACGUUCACUUCUUAAACAAAUAGGAAAAUUCCUCCCUUAAGUGGUAUAAAGGGGGAUGAGUCAUUAUGAUCCCUGAAACAAGCACUCAAACAGGAGAUCUUACACAUGUUCAUCAACACUUUCAGUGUAAAAUACAAACCCCUUUCAGAAAAGGCAUAUAGUAAGCUUUAACACACCUCACUUAGGAACAUAGCUUACAACUUAAUAUUUAAGGGUGACCAUUUUAUGGUUACAUUUUAUGCCUCAUUUUAUUAGUCAAUAAAAAUUUUUAAUUUUCAGAUUAUCUCCCUUAACACAAUAUUAUUUAAAAUAGGAAAAAAAUUGAUUAUCCAAUAGUCAAUUGAUUCAAAAUUGACAUAUCAAUAAGAUAGAAUAGUAUGCACUAAUUAAAAGUGUUCUUACUGCUGCUGCUAAGUCACUUCAGUCGUGUCUGACUCUGUGAGACCCCAUAGAUGGCAGCCAACCACGCUCCUCCCUGGGAUUCUCCAGGCAGAAAUACUGGAGUGGGUUGCCAUUUCCUUCUUCAAAAGUGUUCUUAUGUUUGAGAAUUUAAGGAAAUGUUCAUGAUAAUUGGCUAAGUGAAAAAAAAUUUUAAAUGUACCAUAUGAUUUACAUUGUAAAAAUGCAUUGAGAAUGGAUAUGCAGCAUUAUAUGAGUGAUUCUGGGUGGCAGAAAAAUAGUUUUAUACUGAGUAAAAUUAUAUGCACAUAUAUGUAUACAAAUAUAUUUGUUUUAUAUUUGUAUGUGUUUUAGAUUGUAUAGGUGGACACAGAACAAAAUGCUUAGAAGGAAAUAUACCAAAUUAUUAAGCAGAGUAUCCAGAUUAUUACUUGGGUGUUAGGACUGUUGAUUUUUUAAUUUUUAAAUGUAGUCUCCAGAAACUACCAGUAAAAUAAAUUGUUUAAAGUAA